ACAUUUUCAACGCGUAAAACGGGCUAAAGGGCUCAGCUUAGUAUCAGCCUAUAAAAAAGAAAUAGAGAAUUUUGAGGACGCUGACCAGAACAUACUUCAAUUUACUCGAAUUGUAUUUUGGUGUCUCGUAGAAUUCGUCACAAAAAUGGCAGAUCCGGCAACACAAUCUGCCCAGAUAUCGUCCUCUCUGAACGCCUCGACAAAAGAAUCCACAUAUUGCGUGAUGGAGCUGGUGUACUGGCGGGACCCCAAGAAGUCGGCGGUGGCCUUUGGCAUGUCCCUGCUGGUCCUGCUGUCCCUGGCUACCUUCAGUGUCAUCAGUGUGGUGUCCUACCUGCUGCUAGCGCUGCUGUGCGUCACCAUCACCUUCCGCAUCUAUAAGUCCGUCCUUCAAGCGGUGCAGAAGUCUGAAGACGGCCACCCUUUCAAGGCACUGAUGGAGAAAGACCUGACUGUUAAGUCUGAGAAUUUCCGCCAAUUUGUGGAUAUGUCCCUGACCUAUUUGAACCAUGCCAUCAAACAGGCCAGGCACCUGCUGCUGGUGGAGGACCUUGUGGACUCACUCAAGCUGGCUGGUUUCAUGUGGCUGAUGACCUAUGUGGGAGCUGUUUUCAAUGGUAUCACCAUCCUGAUCCUGGCUGAUGUCAUCUUCUUUAGCACUCCACUGGUUUAUGAGAAAAACAAAACUCAGAUCGAUAAAUACAUUGACCUGGUUCGCACAAGAGUGGAAGUCACCCUUGCGAAGCUUCAAGAUAAACUCCCUGGAGCCGUGAAGCGCACCAAAGCUGAGUGAUUGUUCUUGAGUCCUACUUAACAACUACUCUACCUUCUACUGCGACUCCAGUCAUACCCUUACAAAUGCAUUCCCAGUGUCAAACUAGUGGCCAAGUCAUCGCUCUAUUCAAUGUGCUGUAACUAACUCGCAUAUAGGGUCCAAUGCUCGUAUUUGUUGCUGGAGCCAUUCACAUUCUGUACAUUAGUCUUUUGAUUCUCAAAGACCAUGUACUCCUUAAGUGGAUAAAUACGCUUUUAAUUAUUUAAAGGAAACAGGAUGGUGUGUAGCAUCUCUAAAAAGCCUAUGUUUGUACACUGAUGUGUGUUGAUGACAAUCCUUUGUUGUAGAUCUAGUUUGUAAGUUGUUGUAAGAGUUUUAAUUUAUGAAGGAUAGUAACUUGAGCACUUUUUGUUCUUUCACUUUUAAGUAUUUCAGUUCACGUUAAAGCGCUUUGAGAUUUCUUUGUAAUAAAUUUCGCUGUUGAAGUUACAUAAAUUAUUGUUAAAUUAUUAUCAUCAUUAAAGACUUGUUUGGUAUCUGCACUGUGUAUUUUGUAAGCAAUUCAUCAAACUUGAAAUAAAAAAGGAAACCAC
Messenger RNA from Esox lucius (northern pike), 1368 nucleotides. Its product is annotated as reticulon-3-B. NCBI's taxonomy places the organism in Eukaryota, Metazoa, Chordata, Actinopteri, Esociformes, Esocidae. The record is from RefSeq and is marked provisional. Gene Ontology annotation, biological process: brain development; endoplasmic reticulum tubular network formation; neuron differentiation. Gene Ontology annotation, cellular component: neuron projection; postsynaptic density.